Messenger RNA from Opisthocomus hoazin, 288 nucleotides. The record is from RefSeq and is a predicted model, not a curated record. NCBI's taxonomy places the organism in Eukaryota, Metazoa, Chordata, Aves, Opisthocomiformes, Opisthocomidae.
AUGACGGAGCAGCAAAGUCCCCCCGAGCAGAUGGCGACUGGGGAGGGUGCCAGCGAGCCAGGUGGCAAUUACAAGAUCACGAUCUAUGAGCUGGAGAAUUUCCAGGGGAAGAAGUGCGAGCUGACGGAGGAGCUCUCCAACAUCAACGAGCAAGACCUGGAGAAAGUGGGCUCCAUCCAGGUGGAGUCUGGCCCAAAGAUGGAGUGCGUGGACAGCCCCGUCCCCAGCCUCUGGGCUCACGGCUUCCAGGACCGCGUGGCCAGCGUCAGGGCCCUGAACGGAACGUAA